Molecule: messenger RNA, 696 nt
Organism: Fusarium oxysporum Fo47
Lineage: Eukaryota; Fungi; Ascomycota; Sordariomycetes; Hypocreales; Nectriaceae
Product: pectate lyase
Exons: 3
Coding region: 1-696 (231 amino acids)
Biological process (GO): pectin catabolic process
Cellular component (GO): extracellular region
Molecular function (GO): pectate lyase activity
Source: RefSeq, a predicted model, not a curated record
AUGCAUUUCCCCAGCGCAAUUGCUCUUCUUACAGCCCUCCCAUCAGUCUUAGCCUGCAAGGGUUAUACUGGAGGACUUCCCAAGCACACAGGAACCAAGACUCUCAGUGCUCCGCAAUAUAUCAAAAAGGGCCAGACCUUCGACGCUGGCUGGGUCAAGUAUGAUCGUGGCGUAAAAUGCACCGGCCAGGAUGAAGGAGGUGAGAAAGAUACUGUUUUCGUCCUCGAGGACGGAGCCAAACUUCGAAACGUCAUUAUCGGCGCCAACCAGCGCGAAGGCGUGUACUGCCUCGGAUCAUGCACUCUCGAAUUCGUCUGGUUCGAGGACGUCUGCGAGGAUGCCAUCUCUAUCAAGGGCGGCGGCACAGCCAACAUCAUCGGAGGUGGCGCCUACAAGGCUGCUGAUAAAAUCAUUCAGCAUAACGGCUGUGGUCAUGUCAACAUCAUCAACUUCUACGCCAACGAUUACGGAAAGGUGUACAGGUCUUGCGGUAACUGCAAGGGUAACUGCCGGCGCUCGGUGCAUAUGGAAGGCACCACUGCUGUGAACGGUGGUGAGUUGAUGGGCAUCAACACCAACUUGGGCGAUAAGGCCACGUACUCCAAUAACUGUUACCCCAAAGUCCAAUGCCAGGGCUACAACGGGUGCGACAAGGGCAAUGGUGCUUGUGAGCCCACCAAGGCUGGUCUUUGUUGA